CAGGUUGCAGUUGGUGGAGCCGCCGCGAGAAUCCGCCCGGGCUGUCGCGGAUUCCAGUUGAGCGCGAGACAGAAAAGGGAGUGGAGUGACGCGGUCGCUGAACGGUUGGGAGGGUUGCCUGGCGAGUUCCUUUUUGGACUGGGGCGCGGCUACAGCCAUGGAGGUCUCGCCGCCGCUGCAGUCGCUCGCCCGGGGCUGGGGAGGGUCUACGGAGGUUGCACCCGGGACCCAGCUCCGUCUCGGCACCGCGCCGGGAGAGCCACAGCGCGCCUGAGGGCGGCCUCGAAGCUUGCUGAGGGAGGUCCGGCAACGAGCUUGGGUACCAAGCAGACCAGCAGCGGCGCGGCACACCGACUCGGCCUCUCUGUCGCCGGCGCCGCCGCAGCAGUCCCGGAGGGGGAGGCGCUUGGCUCUGGCGGGGGGCCGUCUCACAGAGGACGCUGCCGAAUAAACCGGCCUCUCUCCCUCACCCCCUUCCUCAGCGCUUCUUCCCAGGAGGGACAGUCCCCCCCCCCGCCCUUUCCACGGGCCGCCCCCGGAGAGACCAAGCUGCGCCUCUUCAGCCGCUUUUCCCUCCGUCCCCUUGGCUGAAAUUGGGAGGCAGGCCGACUCAUCGGAAAGCCGAAGAGAAGGACUUCUUGGCUUCUUAAGGAUCAUCUUCUCUGUAAAGCUUUGUGGUGCAAGGAUUUUUGUCUCACGGGCUGUCUUCCUGCCGACUGCGGUAGCGUUUUGAAUAUAUAUAUAUAGCCUUAUUCAGAGUUGGUUGUCUUAAAAGAAAAAUCAAGAGGGCGCCGGGUUUCUCUCUUCUAAAACCCUUAUCGUUUUAAGCUUCCUCAACUGGCUCAGUGGACGGAAAGGGCUGCGUUUAUCUGCCAGGCACUCAGGAUGGUUUUUCCUCUUCGUAUGGUUGUAAUCUCUUUUUGACUUUGGUAUGGAAUGAAUAGUUGAUGGAUUUCUGUUCACUGUCGACCUUAAUCCAUUUAUUUGGCGAAGUGUUGAUGAUGAAAAUAUAGCAAAGACACUUAUAAGGGUUAAAGAUGAUGCUAAAGUGUGUUUUACCUUCUUGGAACUGUUUACCUGCUGUGCCCGUUUUGGUCCUAUUUAAUUGUUGUACUUUCCUAGCUAGUGCGGAUAAUACAAAUCAAGCAUAUUAUUCAGCCCUGGUAAACGUGACUGUGUGGAAUUCUGAGCGUUCUACACCGACUUUACUAAGACUUGAUCGUGGACGCUAUGGGCAGGACUCUCCCAAAGUAGCUGUCAAAGGUCUGCUUGUAGCUCCUUUACCAAUCAAUGGAGUUUCAGAUCGUUUAGGCUGUGAUUCUCGAACACGGUUUCAAGUUCCUCCAAAUACCAAACAGUGGAUUGCCUUGUUGCAGCGAGGAAAUUGUACCUUUAAAGAAAAAAUACUGCGCGCAGCUUCACACAAUGCUUCAGCUGUGGUAAUUUACAACAAUGUAUCCAGUGAGGAGCCUGUAACUAUGACUCAUCAAGGAACUGGAGACAUUGUUGCUGUCAUGAUAACAGAAUCAAAGGUUAAAGAGAUCCUGAAUUACUUAGAAAAAAACAUGUCUGUCCUAAUUACAAUAGCAGUUGGAAACCGCCAUCAAGCAAAAAAUGUUAAUCGGAGCUCUCUUGUCUUUGUAUCAAUAUCAUUUAUAGUUUUGAUGAUAAUUUCUUCAGCAUGGUUAAUAUUUUAUUUCAUCCAAAAGAUCAGAUAUACAAGUGCUCGUGAUCGAAAUCAGCGCCGUCUUGGAGAUGCUGCCAAGAAAGCUGUUGGCAAACUGACAACAAGGACUAUCAAGAAGGGUGAUAAGGAAACAGACCCAGACUUUGACCAUUGUGCUGUCUGCAUCGAAAGUUACAAGCAAAAUGAUGUUGUCCGCAUUCUGCCUUGCAAGCAUGUUUUCCACAAAACCUGUGUGGAUCCCUGGCUCAGUGAGCACUGUACCUGUCCUAUGUGUAAACUGAACAUAUUGAAAGCCCUGGGAAUUGUGACAAACGUUCCAUGUGCUGACAAUAUGGCCUUUGACAUGGAAAGGCUCACCAGAGGCCAGCUGGGCAACAGGAGAUCAGUACUUGGUGAACUUAGCAGUGGCAGCACACUCAGCCUGGAGCCCCUGCAUACCUCUGGUAUAUCACAGUUUCCACAGGAUGGGGAAUUGACCCCAAGGACAGGAGAGAUCAACAUUGCUGUAACUAGUGGCCAUUUCUUCCACCGUAAUUCUCUGUCUCCUCGGAGCCUGGUGUAUGAGAAUGACUUCUCUUCAAUGGAGCCUGUCUUGGACAUAUAUGAUGAGAACAAGACCUGAAGGGGAUCUGCAUUCUUCUUGCUUUGCUCUCUUCCCCUUUUCCUUUUCUGUUUCUCAUUCCUAUUAUUGUGUACUCCUUCCAUGGGUGUUCUUUGUCUGAAGAAGAGCGACCUUUUCCAGAACAUGUGCCUGGCUGCCAGGCUGCAAAGGUGAAGCUCAGCUGAGGCAAUAUUGGAGGAUAAGCGGAUGAAGAGUGUGCACCACAAGUCGGCUGUUGGAGCUUGCCGAGUUAAAGCUGUCAUUAGCAGUGCCAGCAUAAUGGUUUCAGUAUGCUAGAGGUUUUGCCGUACUCAGUUUUUAAUUUUGUACUACAGUUACCUCUCUUGAGUAGGCACAUGGUAUUUCUCUUUUUUACAAAAUUGCAGUGUUUUGCCAGCUUAGUUGCCUGUUGGAGGUAGAGGCGAAAAUACUCCAGCUAUUCUUCAUUCUGUCCUUAAACUUACAUUGAACAUCCCAGUUCCAAAGGGAUUUAUGAGAAAUGUACUGACAUUCCAGCUUGCCAUUUAAUUGGCUGCUGGCAGAACAAGCUAAUAUUAUAGCAUCGUUUUGACUGUCAGCCUCAGUAUACAAUGUUGGGGUUUUUCCACCGCAUUGUCAAGGAUAUAUACGGACAAAAGCUGCUUAGAAAAAAUGCAAAAAAAAAAAACCCCUAACAGCCAUUUUCCAGCCUUCCUGUUGAGGGAAUCUCUAACUUAAAGAUGCUGCUGAUAUUUAUAAAACCAGUAUUUGACCUUUAGAUCAUAAGACUAAAGAAAAAAACAGAAAUCAAAAUGAGGUUAUUGCUUGGUUUUUAAAAGAGCUGUUCUUUUUCACUCUGAUUUUUUAAAAAGCCAGUAUGUUGGCUUUAUAUACUAAAAUGGCUGGAAACUUCCUUCCUACACGUUUUUACCUGAGAUAGCUGUAACCAUGAAGCAACACACCUUUUCUGAAGCCAUGCCUUCUCCAGAGGACUUCAAUAUCAUGAAUGCAGGGCGGAGGAGAAGAAAUGGCUGAAGAAGAAAUCUUCUGAUUUAACAACUGCAGACAUGAACAGCUGAAAACAAAGACAAUUUUGUGUUUUUUAAGAAUCAUCAAUAGUGUUGCUUAUGCAGAAAUCAACCAACACCAGAUUUGGAUUGUGCAACUAGAACAGCUUUCCUUCAGGAUGCUGUGUAAAUGUUAGAACUGACAAGUGUCAUUUUCUUCCCCAUUGAAACUCUGAGCUGCUGAAGCGUUAGAAAUAGUAUCACUGUAGUGUGAACAAAAGCUUCAUACUCUAGGAAAGUUGAUUGCAGAAGAGACUAAGGAGGUAAGGGGGUGUCUUAUCAUCGUUAGACAGCUUAUGAUAUUAGCGGAAAGGUGGAGGGGAAGAAUUUUUUUCCUGCAAAAAAUAGGCUUUCACAGGGUUUUCCCUAUCCUGUAAUGUAGUGAUGCUGUGACAUUUAUGUGCUAACUGGAAACAAGCUGUUUGUAGCAGAAUGCUUAGUUUGUAUUGCCCGGUUGGCCAUAUUUUUUCUGAUAAUUCUGGACUGAUGAGUGAUGCAGAGCAUAAGGACGUGAUCCUGGUGGUCUCUUGUUUCAUGUCUGUGCUAGGUAAGUUUUCAUGUACUCUGCUAACAUGAGAAAUUCUAAAGAGAAUAUUUUUUAAAGCACAGUCUUAAACUACUGGGGAUUUACAUUUGGAAGAUUUGAUGGAGAACAUCAGUGACGCUACUUUGAAUAUACAAAAACAAAAGUCCUACAUUCAUUUUUUUCCUCUUUUUCAAGCCACCAGUUUUAGGGAGAUAUGCAAUAUGAAAAGCAAAUCAUUUAAUGCUAAAUACUCUCUUAUGGCAAAGUAUAGGGCUAGAACAUAGAAAGGAAAAGCCAAAAAUCUAUACAUCUCAUAUUAUAUCUAAAGUAAUAAAUCACACUGUUGGUUGAAUAGAAAUUAAUUUAAAAACUGUAAACUGCUGACUUCUAGGGGUAGGUUGGAGUGUUCAAAAUAGCUGUUGUUGGAAUAGAACAAAAAAAUUUGACAUUAGAUUUGUAAAUGAUCAAACAAAUACCCUUUAUGCAGUAAUUCUCCCAGCUCAGAGAAGAUGCCAUAAAAACCUCUGAUACGGGUCUAAAAUAUGAUUAGUUUCUUCUGGAUUGGGACCAGAGAUGGGGAAUGGUAUAGUGGCUUAAUUGUUUGGUCAUAGAUUUUUAUUACAGUAGUGUUAUUACUAUAUAUGUACAGUUUUUAGUAAGGUUCCCGCCUUCCUCUCUAAUUGAAAAGUUUUCAAGUUGGAGUCGUUAUAUGGAGGUGACUAGGGUACCUUCUGAUUUCAUGGUUUGAAUCUUCAUUUAUGUCUCACAAGCAGGGAAUUCCCCCAACAGACAAUUGUCCACUUGUCAAACAGUAAUGUGAACAUACAAGCCAACUCUGGCUGGCAGUAGCUGUCUACUGCGUCAGGUACAGGUCUUUCCUUCUACUCAGCCUGCAACCUGAGAUCCUUUGGGAAUUGAUUUGGCAGCUUCUGCAUGAAAGCAUGUGCUCUACCACUGAGCUACAGCCUGACUGCAGAUUAUAAUAGUUGAAGCAGAUUGCAGUGGGUUUAGCUGAUUCUGCCACGGGUAAUAUUUCCAUUUGGUAUCUGAGGCAUUACCAAUGGUCACUUACCUGAGAAUAUAGACAAAGCUCCGAAAAUAGAAUAUGGAAAUUUGUUUUAUUAACUGCAGUUUCCUUUUGCGCAUGUUGUUCUGCCUCAGUGUUGUGUAGUAUUGUGUACCUCAAUAUGUAUUGGCUGAUGAAGAAACGUGUAUGAAAUAGCUACUGGAGCACAUUCCCUGUUUGAUACGCAGCAUUCAAAAAAGGCAUUCAGUUUAGCUCUCACCCAGCUUUUCAGAUAUUACAUUUGCUUUUCUGCUAAGCCAUAAAACUCAAAUUGCCCUGUGAGCAGUAAAAGCAAUAUAAACUCUCAUCAAGAAAGGGCCUUCUGAUUUUUGGAGCUCCGUUGUGCUAUGCCAGAUGUCAAUGUCAGUGCUACCUUUUAUCUCAUAUGAGCCCUCGAAAGCACCAACUUUUACAUUUUGUUAUAAAGUCUGAGACUGAAUACUGUAAGAUGAAUUAAUAACUGAAUUAAGAUUACACAUGGGUUAUUUUAAUAGAUGAUAACUAGUGGUAAGAGGUCAAACACUUACUUAUCUUCAUAAACCUUCUUAUACCCAAGGUAGCUUUUUCAGAAUUAAGAGUGCAAUUGGAUAAGGUAUGGAAGAUCUAUGACUGGGUUUCUUGAUGUCUUUAAUAUUAUUAAACAUUCAUCCACCAAGGAGUAGCUUUGUUUUUGGGCAGAGUGUUAACCCAUUCCUCUUGAACCAUGCUCCUAGGUUGCUAUAAGCUUGACUAGGAGGAAAGAUAAGAUUAUCUUAUUUUCGCUACCAAAGCUAAUAACAACUCAGAAGGGAUGGGAUCUCUACUGUAGAAAUGUUGUGUGUGUGUGUGUGUGUGUGUGUGUGUGUGUGUGUGUGUGUGUGUGUGUGUGUGUGUGUGUGUGAACUACUUGUAAAACAAAAUUAAACACAUCACGUGUCUCAGUCAGGAUGUAUGUGUCAUCCAGUUGUGUCCCAGAUUAUAGGCUAGCCAUAUUUUCUAGUAAAAUGUGCACUAUUCUUAAGACUGGCAUACAUGUGCAUAUUGACCAAAAUGUGAUUGACAGUAAUUACUAAGGACUGAGGGCUGUGCAUGGAUUUAAUUUUCUGAUUUCAUGUACCGGUAUAUGUCACCAUCUCAUAAAGGGGAUCAUAAUUGUAGUGUGGAUAACAGUACCAAAACAAGUAGCUAUUGUACUGAAGUGUUUUAAAACUUCAAGACUGUUCUAGCCCUGGUCACCAAAUAUAUUUCAAACAGAAAGUUCUUGAAUCACAUUUGUAAGAUGGCGGCUCAUGUAUUAAGAUGCUACUCAGUCUGUGUGCUAAGAAAUGCAGCAAACACAACUUAAUUCAGAUAUUUGGAAUAUAUAAAUUUUCCUAAACAGCAAUUAUUAAAUUGUGUAUAAUGCAGUUUUAUCAAAGAUAAGGCAAUUUGUGGACAAACUCCUGAGAAAGGCAGCUUUUAUGUUCCUUGUCUGAUCAACAGCACAAAUUGUAUGAAUGGGAUCAGUUCCAUUUAUUUCUACUAGGAAACCUUUGUUUUAUUGUUGUCUGGAUAUGACCAUCUCUUUAUUUUACACAUGCCACUAGAAAUUAGAAACUUUUGGCUUCUAAUUUUACAGCAUUUUGCAGAGCAUCAAUCAAUCUGAAACUAGCUGUACAUGGCAAUAAUAGAUGCUAUCCCACACACAUGUAUAUGGUAACCACUUUAACUAUGUCAGGUUACGUUGCAGCAGGCUAAGAAUUUAAGAAUUAUAUUUCUUUCAUCAGAGAAUUCCCUGGAUUUUGCAUGGGCCUGUGAACCAAAUUGCACAACUAAUAGUGUGUAUAGAAUUAUAAAUAAACUAACCAGUGACUCAGUGCCUGGAAAACACA
Molecule: messenger RNA, 6776 nt
Organism: Sphaerodactylus townsendi
Lineage: Eukaryota; Metazoa; Chordata; Lepidosauria; Squamata; Sphaerodactylidae
Gene: RNF130
Product: ring finger protein 130
Exons: 8
Coding region: 1038-2309 (423 amino acids)
Source: RefSeq, a predicted model, not a curated record